CUCUGAGCCGGAACUUCAGGCCCGGGAAUUAUAUUGUUGGAUGUGUUGCUGGAAUGAUGCGAGUUUAAUUUCUCCACAUGCCCAACUAGCCAGUAAACAUGAUAAAACAGCACAUUCUGGUCGAAUUAAAACAAUUCAUUUACACGGUAGCGAACCACCGCGGCAUCCCGAAGAACAUUUCAUCGCCGCAGCUGGUCCGGAACAGUCUCAAUCUCCUUGAGGACCUGCCGGCCGCCCGUGAAGUGGUUUUGGAGUAUUUCUCGUUGGUGUUCGAUGUGUCGCUUGGGAACUACGUGCAAUUUGUGUCGAAGGACUCACAAGGCAACCCGCCUGAGGAUGAGCUUAUCAAUGAUAUUCAGGAAGCACUGGAGAGUCUGGUGACCAAAGGGCCGCCCGCCUGGGGCCCACUGAUCGCCUCGUGGAGUCUUGAGCUGGUGGGUCGGUUGUCGGACAAGUAUUGGCCCAGCAGGAAACUUGACAUCGGAGCGGCGUGCAAUCUGUGGCUGAAUUGCAGCGCGAUGAGGUGCCUGCUCGGGUUGAUGGCUUCUUGUUUUCGCAGGAUGAGCAACACAGAGGCUGAGGUUUGCAUCGCGACCCUCCUGGCUACGUUCAGGAAGUACAGUCCCUCUUUCGAUUGGGUGGUGGCGCGCUUGGGAGGAUGCUUUCCUCUGAAAAUCAUAUCCCAGAUCCUACAGUGCGGAUUGAAAAGGUUUUCAGAGGACUACCGCUGUCGUUUCGACUCAGAAAUCGGAAUCCUUGACUACCUGUCCUUUGCCCAUGAAAAAGACUUGAAACACGCCAUAAAGGAGUUGUUUGACGAUGGAUUCAAUCCAAAGAAGCCAAUCCACUACGACAUCAUACCGUAUCUCAUGCAGCUGGCGUCUGUCUCGGAGAUUAUUCUGCAGCCCAUUGUCAGCGUAUUCCUGGAGCUUUAUAACCCCGCCUUGCUGGAGGUAAUUGUCCGUCAAACAAACGCUUGGACCAAAAGCUUCAUAUUCCGCGACAUGACGCCUUCCUUGAACAAUAUCGCGUUGAAGGUGAAGACGAAUGGGACCAAGCUCCUGCUCACAGUCUCGAAAGUGGCGGAUCGCUUCUUCUGGUGCCAGGACUUCAUCGAAUACACACUGCAAGAGCUUGAACGAUUAAUAUUGGAUAAUUUUUCGUGCCCGCUCCUGAAUGAUAUUGCCAAAGAAGAGUCGAAAGUGCUGUUGUGGAAAAGUUGCUCGAGCGGAAAUGCCAUCGAGCAACAAACAGCAGUGCGACUUCUCCUGUUGGUUUCUACCCAACAUCAUCAUAUUUACCACCAGACAAUCGCCGAAUUACUGAUGAAAUCAUACGAAACUAACAAAAGUGGAAUCGGCGCGCUGAUCCGUUUCGUUGGAGGGUUGAGCGGAACUACGGAUUUUCCAGAGGUGAAGCCGGGCAUUGAGAUGAGUUUGGAGCGGUUGUUGUUGCAAAAUCAGUUCCAUUUUGUCGACUAUCAGACGGAGUGCCUAAACGCUAUCAAGAAUUUGACCACAGUUUGCAAAUUAGAGAAGAGCAAAUCAUCCCCUUACCUUCGUCAGCAAACUGUCACGACAUCAUUGAAUACAUCUCUUUCAAAACUGCUAAACAUUUUGGAAUGCGUUCUUAAAAUGCCCGAACCAGAGGGCGAAUCCCCUUCGCCAUCAAUAAAAUCUGCGUUGGACAAACGAGUAAAAACGGAAAACAUGGAAGUGGAUCCCGAACCUUAUAGUCCAGAUGUCUCUCGUCAAAUAGUGCACAGUGUUAUCCAAUUACUGGAUGUGAUUGAGCCCGGAUCGGGUCAAAAUCAACAGAAUAUGGUUGACAUAUUGAAAUUAGCACAUUUGACCGUGAAAUAUUUCUUCUGGUGCCUCACAGAGAAAAGUCCCACUUUACGACUAACUAGCAUCGAUACUGCACUUACACUUCUACGAAGACAAUGCACGAAUUCGGGAAAAGCUGCCCGAACAAUAUGCCUGCAAGAUUUGGUUGAAGGCGCGCUUUUCACCUACUCAAAACUAUUUGGAGGAAUCGUAGAUGAUGAUUCAAAUGAGGACGAUGAAGUUGGAAUUUCAGAAAAUGAAAAGUUGAUUGUCUUAAAUCAGAAACAAGAUGCAGGACCAAUGGCGAACAGGUCAGUUUUGCAUGCCGGAUUGAUAGGAAAGGGUUUGAAAUCCGAACCUACGGACCCGGUUAUCGAGAAGCCGGACGCAGAGCUACAAGCACAUUUGCUUAAAGCGAUUGAUGCUUGUUGUCAGUAUUCGACGGACAGAGGCAGCACUGCAGACGGAUAUUCUGUAGUUUCCCUUUUACUAGUAGAAAUGGUGUCCCCUGAUAUCAUGUACAACGGUCUGCCGUUUCCAGAUGAGGAAUUUUCAAAGGUUACAAUGGAACGGGACCUGCAAAUCAGGCGAGCCUUCAAAACUUCCCCAAUUCUACUGCCAAUUAUCUCAUUAGUGGCAAUGCAUAGACCCGCCUUAUGCUAUUCGUCCGUACUUUUGAGAGCGCUGUGCGCUUCAUUCUUACACCAGUGGCGAGCAAAAAACGUGAAUCGAUUCCAGUCACCUGAUGAAAACGAUGAAUUGAUGGUUUCUACGAAAAAUCUAUUGCAAAUUUUAGCCAUGGGUCAACUGCUUCCACAUCCGUUAUCACAGAUCCACAUGAUCAUCGAAUACUUGGAAGCUCCUGAGAUCGCUCUGGUCCUCAAAGAAUGUGUCUGGAAUUACCUGAAAGAUAAUGUACCCGCUCCAGCAAUCUUCCGCAGUGCAAAUGGUUUGUACUGGCGAAAUCCGAGUUUGUUGAAGCCGCCACCUCAAUAUGUUGAUACGUUGCGGGAUAUAAUGCAAAAGAAACUGCCAAAAGUAGGAGCCCAUUACUAUCAGAUGUUUGUGAUGCCAGUAUUUGAGGAAAAGGAACAAAAUAGUAGAAAGGGCAAAGCGGGUGAGCAGCCUAGUUUUUAAGGUUUAUAGGUUUUAAGUUAAAUGAAAUGUUUUGUAUGAUUACACGCCAGAGAAAUUAUUUGUUAGAUAGUUUUUAAGAAGAAAACUUAGCGAUGUACAAAAUGGAAUUGACA
This is a messenger RNA of Hermetia illucens (black soldier fly), 3076 nucleotides long. It is a transcript of the gene omd, whose product is annotated as integrator complex subunit 5. NCBI's taxonomy places the organism in Eukaryota, Metazoa, Arthropoda, Insecta, Diptera, Stratiomyidae. The record is from RefSeq and is a predicted model, not a curated record. The transcript has 10 exons. The coding region runs from base 99 to 2963 and encodes 954 amino acids. Gene Ontology annotation, biological process: snRNA 3'-end processing. Gene Ontology annotation, cellular component: integrator complex.